AUGUCUCUGGUGAUUCAAUUUCUGUCCCAGAUCCGGAACUUUAUACGCAAACAAGAUGGGGACUCUCUGCGGUCCUGGUUGCAAGUCGGCCCCAAUUCGCCCAGGCAGUAUCAUGAGUUGCGCGCAGAACUUCGCAACCAAUAUCGCCAGUCGGGCCUAGACAACAUCAUUCAGAAGUGUCUGCCUGACGAUGAGGACGAUGAAGUAGAGGGCGAGGCCGUACCAUGGCCCAGUCUUGUCACUUUCAUCAAGGAAUACUUCACCUUCUGGAGGGACGCCGACUACGAUGCUGAUCUCGUCCGCACACAUCAGCUGUUGAGUACUCUUGUGAGCUCUUGCGCCACCGCGUUGACGCAUCCAGCAUACGGAGCCAUGCUACUCAAAACAAGCAUGUCGUUGUCAGACGUCCUUGCCCGAUUGACAAUGACGCUCAACAGGCGUCCCGAGCUCACUCGCCAGCUGCGUACUAGCAAUGACGACGAGAGCCGUAAAUCUAUUGCUGAGUCCUCGGCCGAGAUCAUCCAGAAGAUCUUCACCGCAUGCUUGAAUGACCGGUCUAGUGAUCGAUCAAGCCCUCCCAAGGGCAAAAGGGUGGCCAUCUACAUAUUUGCCAACCUUGUCCUCAAGCUUCUUUUCGCCUGUCGGCGGAUACACCUGGCCAAAAUGAUAUUCUUCAACUUGGGCGCCAACUCUCCCCCUCUAUCCCUCUACCCAGCCGCCCAGCGCGUUACCUUUCUCUAUUAUCUCGGCCGCUUCAGUUUCUCAAGCGGAAACCACUACCUCCGAGCAGCAAACUGCCUCGAAGCAGCCUACCUCCAAACCCCGCCUCGCUUCACCUCCCACCGCACCAACAUCCUGACAUACCUCAUCGCCGCCAACAUCCUCCUGGGCCGCUUCCCCUCCGCCAGCCUCCUCCAGCGCCCGGAGUCCAGGACCCUCGCCCCCAUCUUCUUCCCCCUGUGCGCGGCCCUCCGCGGCGGCGACUUCAUCAGCUUCCAGGCCCACCUCGCCGAGCACGAGGACUGGCUCCUCGAGAAGGGCCUCCUCGUACCCCUCACCCACAAGCUCCGCCCCCUCCUCUGGCGCUCCCUCGCCCGCAAGACCUUCCUCCUCACCUACGUCCCCCCAACCGACUCCGCCUCCCGCAAGGCCGCCACCCUCGACGUCGCCGACCUGCACGCCGCCGCCGUCUACGUCCAGCGCCGCCUCGAGGGCUGGGCGCUCGCGAACAACACGCAGGAGGACCCGGGGACCACCCUCGUGCCCCCGCCCGCCGGGAGGCCCAGCAGGCUGCGGCCCAACGAGGGGCUCGUAUGGGGCAACGCCGAGGUGACGCCCGACCACGUCGAGCUGCAGCUGGCCACCCUCGUCGAGGAGGGCCUGAUGCACGGGUUCAUCGCCCACGGACAGGGCAGGUUCGCCAUCAUUGGCGCCAAGGCCAAGGGGCCCGUCGCCGCGGGCUGGCCGAGCGUGUGGCAGUCCAUACAGGAGAGGAGGUACGAGGAAGACUACAACCCAGAUGAUGUGCCUGGGUGGGUUCGGGUUUGA
This is a messenger RNA of Clonostachys byssicola, 1548 nucleotides long. The record is from the annotation of a GenBank genome assembly. Lineage: Eukaryota; Fungi; Ascomycota; Sordariomycetes; Hypocreales; Bionectriaceae.